Messenger RNA from Xylaria bambusicola, 2015 nucleotides. RefSeq names its product WD40-repeat-containing domain protein. Gene Ontology annotation, cellular component: ESC/E(Z) complex. The coding region runs from base 338 to 1900 and encodes 520 amino acids. Gene Ontology annotation, molecular function: nucleosome binding; protein binding. The transcript has 12 exons. Gene Ontology annotation, biological process: negative regulation of transcription by RNA polymerase II. Lineage: Eukaryota; Fungi; Ascomycota; Sordariomycetes; Xylariales; Xylariaceae. The record is from RefSeq and is a predicted model, not a curated record.
AUUAUACCUUGCUAUUUUCCCAUGUCAUCUCAGGCGCUCAUAAUGCUGCAAGACUAAUCUUCCUUUAACACUCUUAUGUUGAUAUGACCGCCGAAUGAGAACAAUGUUCCUCGAGCGAUUUUUCCUGCUUGAGGACGAAAGCCAUCAGCGAACAGCAAGACUGUCUCUGUAUAGCCCCAAAGUGUGAAGCUCUAGAUCGCGUCGAGCUUCGUUACGUAUCGUGAAGCGGCCUACUAUUCUGGAAACACCCAUCUGCGCUAGUCUCCACCACAUUCACAUGUAGUUUGAAUUUCGUUGCAAGUUGAGUUAGAUCGCUCUUAGGCCGCGCUGCGUCGCCAUGCCGUCCACUGUCAACCAGGACGAGUGGGACUUGCCCCGAUUACGAGCCUCAAUAGGCUUUGAGGAUGAUUUUCAGUACCUAUCAUCAGAUGACCAAGAUACUGAAUUCUUUGAUGUUAAAUUCUACCCAUAUGCCGAUGAGGCACAUGACGCCAUCUUUGCUGCAGUUAGCAAGAAACAUGUUGUCAUAUAUCGACUUUCAAACAAACUGAAUCCCCCCUACGAACUCGUCCAGUUGAUCAGAGACGAUGAUCCAGAUGCGCUCAAUUGCAGCUGUACCUGGUCUAUAGACCCGGAAACAGAGGCGCCCUGGCUAUGCGUUGCUGGUCGGGAUUCCAAGAUCAAGGUUUACGAUGUCAUAGCUGGCACGUUGGUCAAGGUUCUUGUUGGCCAUGGAGGCGAAAUCAACGAUCUUGCAACAUGUCCUACGAAUAGUCAACUGAUUGCAUCUGCAUCCGAUGAUACGACCAUCCGCAUUUGGAGCCUCGAUCCAGCAUGGGCAAAACAGCCAUGUGUAUGCCUGCUUGCAGGAGAGGGCCAUUCAGCACAUCUCUUGACAGUGGCUUUCCAUAGCAGUGGUAGAUAUGUUCUCUCGGCUGGCCAUGAUAAUGUUGUCUGCUUGUGGACAUUGCCUGAUCUGCCGCCACCGCAGAGUGGCCGUAAUCCGCCCGAGCCUGUUGUAAUUCAUUAUCCACACUUCUUCACCUCUGAAGUGCACAGUGGUAUCGUCGACUGCGUGGCUUUCUUUGGCGAUCUCAUUCUAUCGCGAGCCUGUCACGAAGAUAUCAUUGUACUUUGGCGUAUUGAGGGUUUCUCAUCUCAGGACCCCCCUCCAACCCCAAAUGAAGCCCCCACGACCAGCGACACAGAACGACUGACUCGUUCUGCGUUUGCACCAGCGACAGCAUCGUCAUGUCCGCCACAGUAUACCCGGUUACUUCAAUUCUAUACACCCAAUUGUGGUCAUCAGUUUUAUCUCCGCUUCAAAUUAUAUCAGAAAAAGGGGAAACACCCAGUUCUUGCCUUCGGCAAUGCUCACUCGACAAUUUUCUUCUGGGACCUCACACGCUUGCUGGGAUAUCACGACUUUAUAAACGAAAUAAGAGAUCCGGCUCGGGAUCAAUUACAGCCUAUCCAUCGCCCAGGAUGGCUUGUUCCAAUUCAACACAGGCAUAAAGGCGAUGCUGUUAACAAGCUUAAAGAUGCUGUAAGCGACAGGGAUUCUGUGUUCUCCGGCCGUACAGGUAGCGUAGAUGCGGAAACUCACGUUGAUAUUAACACUGAUUACGGACAUGAAACCCUCGACUCCUGGGAGGGAAAGUAUGACUUGACUCGUGUAGAGGAGCCAGUUAGAGCCCACGUGCAAAGCAACAUCACUGUUAAGGACUUUGUUGGGCGCCAAGUUGCGUGGAGUGCUCAUGGCGACUGGUGUGUAGUGGUAGGGAGCAAGAAUCUCGCUAUCAUCAUGCAGCGCUGGGCUAAGAAGGACAACGUGUUACAAGCUGGCGAAGUCUCUAGUAGUGCUAAGCCCAAGGACGUAGCACGUACGCAAGUCAACUAGUCGACGAAUAUGGUUCCGAAUCCUGCACGCAGCAGUGAGGAGGCGUAUCCAGGACCGGAAUGACUGAUACAGCAAGGCCAUGACCUGGGGGUAAGACCAGUCAUACAACAUAAUC